This is a messenger RNA of Cutaneotrichosporon oleaginosum, 1489 nucleotides long. RefSeq lists its product as uncharacterized. NCBI's taxonomy places the organism in Eukaryota, Fungi, Basidiomycota, Tremellomycetes, Trichosporonales, Trichosporonaceae. Gene Ontology annotation, biological process: proteolysis. Gene Ontology annotation, cellular component: fungal-type vacuole. Gene Ontology annotation, molecular function: aspartic-type endopeptidase activity. The record is from RefSeq and is a predicted model, not a curated record.
CGCCACUCGCCGCAGUCACUCUCUCUUAAAGGAUCCCUCCACGCCCCGUCCCCACCUUCCCCCAUCACAACUCGUCAGCGUGGUAUCCAUUCCACCUCUUUCAUCAUCUCAACAACAUCCCUCCUCACUCCUUGCCACCUCUUCUCACCUAGACCCAACAUGAAGAUCGCUGCCCUCCUCGCCGUCCUCGCCGUCCUCGGCGGCACGGACGCCGCCGUCCACAAGAUGAAGCUCAACAAGAUGGACACCUCCAAGCACCUCAGCCCCGACUUCUCCCCCCUCAAGGAGGCCGAGUGGCUCAUGGAGAAGCACCUUGGCGGCCUCUUCGGCGGCGAGGCCCAGAAGACCUUUAGCGGUCGCCGUAACCGCCCGAUCCGCAUGUCGGAUGAGGACAAGGACGAGUUCUGGGCCCAGAUGAUUGAGGAGUCCAAGGACAACGCCGGCGCGCUCAAGGGCGGCCACGGCGUUCCCCUCUCUAACUACAUGAACGCGCAGUACUACGCCGACAUCACCCUCGGCACGCCGCCCCAGGACUUCAAGGUCGUGCUUGACACUGGCUCUUCCAACCUCUGGGUGCCCUCCAAGUCGUGCUCGUCGAUCGCGUGCUUCCUCCACGCAAAGUACGACUCGGACGCCUCGUCGACGUACAAGGCCAACGGCUCGGAGUUUGCCAUCCGCUACGGCUCGGGCUCGCUCGAGGGCUUUGUGUCGCAGGACACGCUUGCCAUCGGCGACCUCAAGGUCAAGAAGCAGGACUUCGCCGAGGCCACAAAGGAGCCCGGCCUUGCCUUCGCCUUUGGCAAAUUCGACGGCAUUCUCGGCAUGGGCUACGACACCAUCUCGGUCAACCACAUCGUGCCUCCCUUCUACAACAUGAUUGACCAGAAGCUGCUCGACGAGCCCGUCUUCGGCUUCCGCCUUGGCGACGGUGACGGUGACGGCGGCGAGUGCACCCUCGGCGGAAUUGACAAGGACGGUUACACUGGCAAGAUCCACUACAUCCCCGUCCGCCGCAAGGGCUACUGGGAGAUCGAGCUCGAGGCCGUCAAGUUCGGCAAGGAUACGCUAGAGCUCGAGUCCACGGGGGCCGCCAUCGACACGGGCACGUCUCUCAUUGUUCUCCCCACGGACAUUGCGGAGAUGCUCAACGCGCAGAUCGGCGCCGAGAAGAGCUGGAACGGCCAGUACACGCUCGACUGCGCCAAGGUGCCUUCUCUCCCCAAGCUCUCGUUUGUAUUUGGCGGCAAGGACUUUACCCUCUCGGGCGAGGACUACACGCUCAACGCGGGCGGCACCUGUAUCUCGGCCUUUACGGGCAUGGACUUCCCCCCGCCCAUGGGCCCCAUCUGGAUUAUCGGUGACUCGUUCCUGCGCCGGUACUACUCGGUGUACGACCUGGGGAAGAACGCCGUCGGUCUCGCCGUGUCCAAGUAGUCAGAAGUGUCGUAUGUGCCGUACGUAUCAAGCAUGAAUGCAGUAUCCACCUGAG